Neltuma alba is the source of this 654-nucleotide messenger RNA. RefSeq names its product protein MIZU-KUSSEI 1. Gene Ontology annotation, biological process: hydrotropism. The record is from RefSeq and is a predicted model, not a curated record. NCBI's taxonomy places the organism in Eukaryota, Viridiplantae, Streptophyta, Magnoliopsida, Fabales, Fabaceae. The transcript has a single exon. Bases 1 to 654 code for a protein of 217 amino acids.
AUGGACAUGACCACCGUGGGCGCCACCACCAUCACCACUGUGGACUGCCACAAACAAGUGCGCUCAUGGAGGCUCCUACGUUCUCUGCUCCAACUCCUAAUCCCCACCUGCAGCUGCACCUUCCUAGAACACGACGACCGCCAUGAUCUCAAACCCCACAACUACAUUCACCUCCCUCUCCUCACCUCCACCAUCACCGGCACCAUAUUCGGAUAUCGGAGAGGCAAAGUCAAAUUCUGCAUUCAGCUCAACCCCCAAUCUCCGAAUCAAGUUCUACUCCUCGAAUUACCAGUCACAACGAAGACUUUGGCCAGAGAAAUGAGAGGAGGAACACUGAGAAUGGCUCUAGAGAGCGCCACGCCUGCAUCUUACCGCAACCUUUUGUCGACGCCGUUGUGGGGCGUUCACUGCAACGGCAAGAAGAUGGGUUAUGCUGUUAAACGCACGCCUUCAAAUAGCGAUUUAGAAGCUUUGAGCGUGAUGCGUUCUGUAGUUGUGGGUGCUGGUACCAUAAAACAGAAUGAGCUCAUGUACCUCAGAGCCAAGUUUCGACGAGUUCGAGGUUCCUCUAACUCUGAAUCUUUCCACUUAAUUGAUCCCGAAGGAAGCACUACUGGUCAAGAGCUUAGUGUUUUCUUUUUUCGCUCUAGGUGA